AUGAUUGUACAAGAGGGUAUUUUCAUCGGUGGCAACAGACAAACUCAAGUCAGCUGUUACUCUUCUGAGCACGAAAUUCUGGCUUUUGGAGCUGGAAAAACAAUUGCUUUAUGGAAACCUUUGGAUUCCAGUAGUUAUGGGGUUUUCAAGACUUUAAAAGGCCACAACGCUGAAGUCACUUGUGUCAGAUUUGUUCCUGGAACAAAUCUGUUGGUUUCAGCAUCGGAAGACUUCCAGAUCAGAAUCUGGAAAAAGCGUAAUAGCACACUAGAAAACGGUAGCGCUACUUUCGAAUGCAUCCAGACAUUGACCUACCAUAAACAUUCCAUUACUGCCAUUUCAGUGCUCGAGACUAUGUUCGUUGUUGGCUGUGCAGAUGGAUCGGUCUCCAUAUGGAGUCUAGGCGAUGCAGACGAAGCACAACUGAUUCACGCCUUCGAGCCCAGAAAGAACACUUUUCCUCUAUGCUUGGCUUUGCAGGAGAUCCACAACAACAAAAUCCUGCUGGCCAUUGGCGGGACUAGCACUGACGUUCUUAUAUAUUCUUUUCUGUGGGAACCGAAAACUUCAGAACUAUCUGAAUUCCAGCAGGCAGCUGUCCUGGAAGGUCACGAAGACUGGAUCAAAGCCAUGGAUUUCCACAAGGAAUCACCCGGGAACUUGAUGCUUGCCACGGGGUCUCAAGAUCGAUACAUUAGGCUGUGGAAAAUACGAGUGAACGAGCUCAUCGAUACUUCAGACGAGGACGAAUCUAAGCUCAAGCUCCUGAGCAACAAACAAAACAAGUUCUCAAUCGGUCCGGAUUUCAAAGUUGCCAUCAGUUUUGAAGCUUUGAUAAUCGGUCACGACGACUGGAUUUCCAGUGUGCAAUGGCAUGAAAACCAGUUACGUCUUUUGGCGUCAACCGCGGAUACCGCAGUUAUGGUGUGGGAACCCGAUGAGGAAUCUGGGGUGUGGGUGUGUACUUCCAGACUUGGUGAGCUGUCAUCUAAGGGUGCAUCCACUGCUACAGGGUCUGCAGGGGGAUUCUGGUCGUGUUCGUGGCUAAUCAAAGAUGGAGAAGACUACAUUGUAACUAAUGGAAAGACCGGAUCUUGGAGAAUGUGGAAAUCGGACAGUUCAGGCUUAUGGGAUCAACAGCUCGCUCCAACUGGUCCGGUCAAAGCUGUCACAGAUGUUGCAUGGGCGCCUAAUGGUCGUUACUUAUUGCUGACGUCCUUGGAUCAAACAACAAGACUGAUUGCCAAAUGUACCGACCGUCAAUCGAAAAGUUCGGACUCUUGGUUCGAGUUUUCAAGACCUCAGAUUCAUGGUUACGACAUGGUGUGCGUCGAACCCAUUUCAAAUACGAAAUUCGUUAGCGGCGGUGACGAAAAGAUUCUAAGAUCUUUCGAAGAGCCAAAAGGUGUUGCUCAAAUCUUGAACAAAUUCUCUAGUAUCUCUAUUGAGGACGAGAACAAUAUGCCCGAGUCCGCAUCGCUCCCUGCACUUGGUCUAUCUAGUAAAGCUACCACAGAAGCCGAGCUAGAAGAAAAUGAUGACCCUGACGUGAGGGAAUCUAACGAAACAAAGAAUAUCUCCUUUGAUCUCAUCACAUCUUCAUCAGAGCCGCCAAUUGAAGAUCAGCUUCAGAGGCACACCCUGUGGCCAGAAAUCGAAAAGCUGUAUGGUCAUGGCUACGAAAUUUCAUGCUUGGACGUGAGCCCUGAUGCUAAGUUGAUAGCGUCGGCGUGUAAGUCUAACAAUACGCAGCACGCUGUGAUACGAAUGUUUGACGUGGACACAUGGCUACAAGUGAAACCUGCAGAACCUUUCCACAACCUGACCAUCACCAGACUACGAUUUUCGAAGGAUAAUACACAUCUGCUGAGCGUAAGUCGCGAUAGACAAUGGGCUAUUUGGGAAAGAAACUCAUCAACCAAUGAACUUGAUUUGGUCCAUAAGAACGAAAAAGCUCACACCAGAAUUAUUUGGGACUGCGAAUGGGCUCCUUUGGACUUCGGUCAAGUUUUCUUCACGGCUUCAAGAGAUAAAAGUGUCAAAGCCUGGCGCUUCACUCCUGAAUCAGGAACGUAUACGCAGAUAUCCCACGUAAAGCUGUCUGAACCAGUAACGGCCCUAGCGGUAUACCCUGAACUUAUCAAUGCAAAAGUCUUAUUGGCGAUCGGGCUAGAAAGUGGUUCUAUUCAACUACAAUUGUAUGAUGAUGACUUUGACAAAAUCAUCGAGCUAAAUGACGAAAUUACAGCAGCGGACAGAAUCAAUAGACUAAGGUGGUCGUCAUAUCACGAAGAUGGUUCGUUCACGUUGGCAGCUGCAAGCGCAGACCAUUCUGCUCGUGUUUAUUCCGUUGCGCUCGAACAGGUGAAGAAAGCAUCAGGAAAUUAA
Messenger RNA from Lachancea lanzarotensis, 2388 nucleotides. RefSeq names its product LALA0S06e00980g1_1 (gene ELP2). Lineage: Eukaryota; Fungi; Ascomycota; Saccharomycetes; Saccharomycetales; Saccharomycetaceae. Gene Ontology annotation, molecular function: protein binding. Gene Ontology annotation, cellular component: elongator holoenzyme complex. Gene Ontology annotation, biological process: tRNA wobble uridine modification. The transcript has a single exon. Bases 1 to 2388 code for a protein of 795 amino acids. The record is from RefSeq and is a predicted model, not a curated record.